Molecule: messenger RNA, 9593 nt
Organism: Pogona vitticeps (central bearded dragon)
Lineage: Eukaryota; Metazoa; Chordata; Lepidosauria; Squamata; Agamidae
Source: RefSeq, a predicted model, not a curated record
UCAUGGAUAUCAUAUAUUAUUGGAUAUAUUUGAUAAUUACCGAAGAUGAUCCUUUUUACAGACAAGGCUUUUGAAGUCUGGACUUUUUGUAUCAUAAAGAUUUUCACAUUAAAGCUGUACCAAUAUGAGAGAAUCACAAGAAGCAUCCAGGAGAACCUUGGACAAUGAAUGGAAGAGGACAAGAAAACAAAAAGAACUUGGCAUUUAAAAAGGAUUUGAUACCUGGAGACUUUGGCUGCAGCACAUAUGUGAAAAUGGGACAUACUCCCUCAAAAUACAAAUUAACUUAGGAAAUCAUCACUUUUGGAAUCAUGCUAUUGAACUAAAAUAAAAAUGCUUUUCUCUCUUCCUGGCCAGUAACGGAGCAUUGAUGGAUUACGAUUUUCCAAAGUUGGAAGCAUUCAUUUUCACCCAUUUAAUCUAUCCUUAUAACUAUAUAAGGAAUAUAACAUUUCCUAUUUAAUAUAGGUCAGAAUGGGCAACUGACUUCUCAGAAAAAAAAAAAUGGGAGAUUUUACGGACUAAGCCACAAUUUCCCGAUGCACUUUGUACACACUGGGAAUUGCUAUGCUGUAUGGCCGUCUUCUGAAGGCCAUGAUGACAUAUAAAAUAAAGAUAUCAUCUUCCUGUUGAUAUCUUUGAGGAUUCACAACCAGAAUCAGAAAAAUGAAUGGAAGCAAGGAGUGUGAUGGUGGGGACAAAGAUGGAGGAUUACCAGCAGUACAAGUCCCAGUUGGAUGGCAACGGAGGGUGGAUCAAAAUGGAGUUUUGUAUAUUAGUCCUAGUGGGUCUUUAUUAUUCUGUUUGGAGCAGGUUAAAACAUACCUGCUGACUGAUGGAACAUGCAAGUGUGGUUUAGAAUGUCCUCUUAUCCUUCCCAAGGUGUUUAAUUUUGAUCCUGGUGUUGCUGUGACGCAAAGAACAGCUGAAGAUGUCAAGGCUGAUGAAGAUGUCACUAAGCUAUGCAUCCAUAAACGGAAAAUUAUUGCCGUGGCUACACUUCAUAAAAGUAUGGAAGUGCCACAUCCUUCACUGGUUCUAACUAGUCCAGGUGGGGGAACAAGUGCAACUCCAGUAGUACCUUCACGAGCAGCAACUCCAAGAUCAAUAAGAAAUAAAUCACAUGAAGGAAUUACUAAUUCUGUGAUGCCAGAAUGUAAAACUCCUUUCAAGUUGACAAUGGGGGCCUCAAAUGCCAUGGGUAGGCUGUACGUGCAGGAGAUGCCUGGAAGCCAGCAACAAGAACUUCAUUCUGUCUACCCUAGGCAGCGAUUGGGUAGCAAUGAACAUGGACAGAAGUCUCCAUAUCGUGGCAGUCAUGGAGGAAUGCCUAGUCCAGCUUCAUCGGGAUCACAGAUCUAUGGAGAUGGUUCCAUCUCUCCUAGAACAGACCCACUUGGAAGUCCAGAUAUUUUCACAAGGAAUAAUUCCAAUUUUCAUGGAGCACCCAACUCUAGUCCUGUUCAUAUGAACAGAACCCCUCUGUCGCCACCUUCAGUAAUGCUACAUGGUUCUCCUGUGCAGUCAUCAUGUGCAAUGGCUGGAAGGACUAAUAUACCUCUCUCCCCAACGCUGAACACAAAAAGUCCAGUAAUGAAAAAGCCCAUGUGUAAUUUUUCAUCAAGUAUGGAAAUGCCACGAGCGAUGUUUCACCACAAAUCACCUCAAGGCCCGCCGCCGCCACCACCACCACCACCACCACCGCCACCUUGUGCUCUUCAGAAAAAGCCAUUAACAUCCGAGAAAGAUCCACUUGGCAUUCUUGACCCCAUUCCUAGCAAACCAGUAAAUCAGAAUCCUGUUAUCAUUAAUCCAAGUACUUAUCAUUCAAGUGUCCACUCUCAGGUACCUGUGAUGAAUGUAAGCAUGCCUCCAGCUGUCGUUCCUUUACCAAGUAAUCUCCCUUUGCCAACUGUAAAACCUGGUCACACAAACCAUGGGAGCCACGUGCAAAGAAUGCAGCACUCUACUUCAACCUCUCUUUCACCCUCCCCAGUAACAUCGCCAGUUCAUAUGAUGGGAUCUGGAAUUGGAAGGAUUGAGGCUUCGCCCCAAAGAUCACGCUCAUCUUCCACAUCGUCCGAUCAUGGAAACUUCAUGAUGCCUCCAGUAGGGCCGCAGUCAUCUUGUAGUAAUAUUAAAGUUCCCCCUCGAUCACCUAGGUCAACCAUAGGGUCACCUAGACCAUCCAUGCCACCCAGUCCUUCAACAAAGACUGAUGGACUCCAUCCGUAUAAGGACAUCCCUAACACAUUAAUUGCUGGAAUGAGUAAUGUAUUAAACCCUCCGAGCAGUGCCGUUUUUGCAUCUGCCGGAAGUGGGCCCAUGAAAAGUCAGCCUGGCUUGCUAGGAAUGCCUUUAAAUCAGAUCUUGAACCAGCACAAUGCUGCCUCCUUUCCAGCUAGUAGUUUACUCUCAGCAGCAGCCAAAGCACAGCUAGCAAAUCAAAAUAAACUUGCUGGUAACAAUAGCAACAGCAGUAGCAGUUCUGGAACUGUUGCCAACAGUGGCAGCAAUGAUGGACACAGCACUUUAAACACCAUGUUUCCUCCUACUGCCAACGUGCUUUUACCGUCAGGGCAAAGCGAAGGGCAAAGUGGUCGAGCAGCACUACGAGAUAAAUUGAUGUCUCAACAAAAAGACUCUUUGAGAAAAAGAAAACCACCAACCACUACAGUGUUGAAUUUGCUUAGGCAGUCUCAGUUGGAUAGUUCUGGGGUUCCAAAAUCAGGACCCGAAUUGAUACGGAAGCAGAACCAGGGUUCAUUUCCCAUUACAUCGAUGUCCCAGUUGCUUCAGUCCAUGAGCUGUCAAAGUUCUCACAUGAGCAGCAAUAGUACUUCUGGUUGUGGGAGCUCAAAUACGGUUUUGCCUUGCUCUGCUAACCAACUGCAUUUUGCAGACACUAAUAUGAACUCUAGCACUGUUCAGAAUUCACUGGCACAGGAUGUACCUCUAAGAGGGGAAAGUAUGCAGUGCCAGAAUCCAAACACUAACUUUGUCCACGGCACUAGCCCUGGCCCAAACAACCAUCUAGCAGGUUUAAUAAAUCAGAUGCAAGCCGGUGGAAAUUGUGGGGUACUGAAUCAGUCUGGAAUGGCUUUAGGAAACUCAUUACAUCUGAACCCCAUUCAGCCACGAAUCCAAGCACCCUCCACACCAAUAAUACCAAACAGCAUUGUGAGCAGCUGCAAUCAAACAAGUCCAGAAUCAGGAAGGGUAGGACCACCACCAUCAUCCACGGCUGUAGCUGGCAGCAAUCAACCAGCCAUCACGAAGACAACGUCUCUUCUUCAAGAUGGUGUCAUAGUCACAACUGCAGCUGGAAACCCGCUACACAGCCAGCUCCCCCUUGGGAAUGACUUUCCUUUUGUUGGUCACGAACAUGCUCUACAUUUUCCACAGAACAGCGCUUCGAACAACAAUCUUCCGCACUCUUUGAAUCCAAACCUCUUUAGUUCGCUACCUAUCUCUUUGCCAGUGAAUCAGCAGCACCUCCUAAACCAGAAUCUCUUAAAUAUACUUCAGCCUUCAGCAGGAGAAGGCAAGUCUGAGGUCAACCUCAAUCCUUUAGGUUUUCUCAACCCAAAUGUAAAUGCUGCUUUAGCUUUGCUCUCCGGUGAUGUGGAUGGGCAGGUGCUGCAACCUGUUCAUUUUCAGCUGCUAGCAGCUCUUCUUCAGAACCAAGUCCAAACAGCCGCCAUGUUCCCUUUAGCACCUGUCAGUCUGUCCAUCUCAGAUCUGUUACAGCAACCGCAAAACAAUCCUUUGCCCUCAGUGACACAGAUGACAGCCCCACCACAACCAGCACUGCCAGAUCACUUGCUUAGCACUCAGUCAGACAUCAACAGAGCUGAGACCCUGUUGACCUAUCCCCUGGGAAACCCUUUCCCAAGCUUUUCAGGCACAGACACUGCUUCAAACCCACUGCUCCUCCCUGCUGUCACUGGGGCCUCAGGAUUAAUGACCUUGAAUCCCCAGAUGUUGGGAGGUGUUCUGAACUCUACAUCGGGCAACACUGCUAAUCAUCCAGAGGUUUCCAUAGCAACCUCCUCCCAGGCUACCACUACCACAGCCACUACAUCAUCAGCAGUGGCAGCACUGUCUGUCUCAACACUUGGUGGGACAGCAGUGGUGUCAAUGGCAGAAACAUUGCUGAGCAUAUCUAAUAAUGCUGGGAGUACAUCUGGUUCAGCUAAACUCAACAAUAACUCUGUGGUGCCACAGCUACUUAACCCUCUACUGGGGACAGGUCUACUUGGUGACAUGUCCUCCAUAAACACUUCUCUUAAUAACCAUCAGCUAACUCAUCUCCAGUCACUGUUCAACAACAAUCAAAUGUUCCCAUCAAAUCAGCAACAGCAGCUUCUUCAAGGCUACCAGAAUCUUCAAGGUUUUCAAGGACAGCCUCCCAUUCCUGGGCCACCUAACAAUCCAAACCCUAUGGCUUGUCUGUUCCAGAAUUUUCAGGUGAGAAUGCAGGAAGAGGCUGCUUUUCUGAACAAGAGAAUGAUUACUCAAAUGGGAAUGCCACCAAUUCCUGAAAAUUCCAGCACCCCACUUCCACCUUUUCAAGACACAACAUGCAACUUGCAACAAAGGACAGAACCAUCUGUAGGGCAGCUGGCCAAGGAAAACCUUGGCCUAGCAGCCCAGAGUGACGGCUCAGUCGAUGCCAUCUACAAAGCCGUGGUGGAUGCUGCAAGCAAGGGAAUGCAAGUAGUAAUCACCACUGCCGUCAACAGUACAACACAGAUGAGCCCCAUUCCAGCUCUGAGUGCCAUGAGUGCCUUCACAGCCUCAAUUGGUGAUCCAUUAAAUCUGUCCAGUGCUGUCAGUGCGGUAAUCCACGGAAGAAACAUUGGCAUUUCUGAUCAUGAAGGUAGGGCAAGGAACACGAGGGGGGCACGAAUACUGAAGAACGCAGAACACCUUAAAAAUUCCAGUGAGGGGGAUGGCUUGGAAUACUAUAAAGGUUGCAACACACCCAAAAAACAGUGGGAAGGGGAGCAAAGCCCUGGAGGGGAAAUGAACAGAUGGAAGUGUGAGGAGUAUCUAGACCAUUCAUCCCAUGUCCACAGCAGCCCCUGCCACGAAAGACCCAACCAUGUCUCUACACUGCCAUUAGUCCAAGGCAAGCAACUUCCUGUACUGUUACCCCAGCGCAACUGUCACAGUGAUAAGAUGUUGGAGGAGAACUUCAGGUAUAGCAGUUACAAAAGAACUAUGAUGAGUUUUAAGGAGAGACUAGAGAACACUGUGGAACGAUGUGCACACAUGAAUGGAAACAGGCCUCAACAGAGCAGAGGGUUUGGAGAAUUGCUGAAUGUUUCUAAGCAAGACCUGGCAGUGGAAGAACAGUCUCCAAGUUCCUCCAAUAGCUUUGAAAGUUCUCUAGUUAAAGACUACAUCCAUUAUAAUGGAGACUUUAAUGCCAAAAGCAUUAAUGGGUGUGUGCCUAGUCCUUCAGACGCUAAAAGCAUUAGUAGUGAAGAUGACCUAAGGAAUCCUGAUUCUCCCUCUUCAAAUGAGUUGAUACAUUACAGGCCAAGGACGUUUAACGUUGGGGACUUAGUCUGGGGCCAAAUAAAAGGACUGACUUCAUGGCCUAGUAAAUUAGUAAGAGAAGAUGAUGUUCACAAAUCAUGUCAACAAAGCACUGAGGAUGGGAAGGUGGAAUCAGACAAAUUGAAGACACUAACAGAAGGUCUGGAAGCAUACAACCAUGUCCGAAAGAGGAAUAGAAAAAGUGGGAAGCUGAAUAAUCAUUUAGAAGCUGCUAUACAUGAGGCCAUGAGUGAACUCGAUAAAAUGUCUGGGAAUGUACACCAAAUUCCACAAGGAGACAGACAGUUGAAGCCUCCAAAACCCAAGAGGAGGAAAAUCUCUAGAUAACAUUGAAUGUCUUUGUUACUGGUUCCGUACUUACAUAAACAAACAUGCACAUAAAUAUAUGGUAUUAUGUAUUGACAAUAUCAGGAUGGAUAGUGUUCAUCACCACAGGGUGCUAAACAAAAUAGUGGUACAGUAUUCUUAUUGGUAAAACAGGAAUUGUUAAUCCAGAUCUUCAAAAGGUUACAGUGUGUCUAUAAAACUCUUUUUUCUAUAAUACUAAAAUUGUGAUUAUAAGAUUAUAGUCAAGCUGUUUCUGCAAAGUUUUCAUUGUGUAUAUAGAUAAAACAGAAUUUCAUGAUGAUAUCUGAAAUGUAAAUAAUGUACAAUAUUGUCAUGUACAAGCGUACCUAAUGCACACUUUAUCUUUUAUUGUACAAAAAAAUAGUGUACAAAAUUCUUUGGUUUCUAUUGAGUACACAUACAAGAGACUACCAGUGUAAAGUGAUAAAUAAAAAUACAGCCUAAAUGCUUUUAUAUAAUAAUGUAAAAGAUGCUGUUUUUGUAUUUAACAGCAGUGAAAAGGCAUGAUUAUGUAAUACCUUAAUUAUGACAUAACACUUCUCGCCACUGAGUGUUCAUUGAUAGUGUCUGUUUGGAAUGAACCUUGCCUGGAAGUACUGUACUCCAUUUCAGGUCCCUGUAGGAGAGUGCAACCUUGUCGAUUCCUAAAGGGAUGUGGGAUCACAGGUCAAAUUAAGAAGUCAAAAGCUGCAACUCUUGGUUGCAUUUUUUUUAAUUUGCCUGAAUUUUAAAGUAAAGUACUGUAGAUUUUUUUUAUUAAAAAUAUUUAGAUAGCUAUUUUAGUCAACUAUUCCUUUAACAGAGUUUCACAGCCACCUGCUUUAAAAUCAGACUCAUUUUAUACCACCACUCAUUUUGAAACCCCUUCAGAGCCUAAAUUGGCUAGUACAGGUUGCUGAAGCCAGAGAACACCAUUGCAUUUAAUGUAGCAGAGCAACAGCCCUGUUAAAUAUAAGAAUUGUUCCCAUUACCUGUUAAGUACCAGAUCUUACAGUACAGCAGAAAAAGUGUUCCCAUAAGCUAAAGAAGGAGUUUCAGUUACGUGCUUGAAUAUGUUUAUUUAGUUCGGUGGAACUAUGUCAGCAUUGAAGGACAGUGAAUUGUCACAGCCGCUGAUAUAGUAACCCUAUCAACCAUCUUAAUAUAUUAAAGGUAAAAGGUGGCUUACUAAACUAUUAGCAGCACUGGCCAGGAUCCAAAGAAGUGCACAACUGAUUCUCUGCACUUGAAAGGCUUUUGUGAGUGCUCCUUGGGAAAUGUCUCUCCUCCCACACAUAUGAGUGACGUACCACUUUUUAAAUCAGAGGGGACUUCCAAAAACAUUUUCUGGUACACAGUGAGAUUCUUAUUAAAAUAAGGGCAGGACUGAAAAUCCCACCAGGGAGACCAGAAUCUUUGAGUGUACCUCAAAGAGUGUAGCUCUUUGGAUCCUAGACAGUGAUUUUUAUCAGUAUUAUGUAACAUAUCAGAUUUAUUUUAUUUAAUAAGAAUUAUUUAUACCAUUAACAGAUUCUUAUAUAUAAAAAUAGGUUGACUCUAUUAACCAGAUUAUUUAUGUUAUGUUUAAGUUUGAAAGAAAUGUGAAACAUGUAUGUUAGAACGAUGAUCGUACACUACAGAUACACAAACAUAAAACUGUGAGUCAUGCUCCGAAUACCAGUAUCUUUAAAAGAAAUUGUAGUGCCGUGUCAUUUUCGAUUCUGGUGCUGCAUAUGGUGGCAGUGGCUCCUCCCCCCCCCCCCCGGGGCCCCCUUCCAGGCAUCCCAGAACAUACUCUCAGUUCACCAUGCCUGGCCCCAAGAUGGAGUCCUUAGGAACAGCGACUACCUCUUCAUCUGGGAGCCACUCUUUUUGUUAUACCCUGGAACUGUAGUCCUUUCAAAGGCCUAGUUACCUCUUCUAGCAAAGACUGCUUGCUGGUGAUCAGCGUCAUCCAAGGUUGAUGACAGUCCCAGCAUAUUGAUAACCAAAACCUAGUGCUUACACGCGAGGAGUCCUCCUUCCCUUUCUCAGGGCCAAGCUCCAUUUUCUAUGGGAUCUGAGCAAGAGGACUAGUCCCAGAGGACAAAGAGCUCAGAUUCCCCGUGGCCAGUUCUUCUGUGCCAAUGCACACCGCACUACCCCCUGGGCUUAGAUCCUCCGCUCUUAUCUCAUGCAAAUAGCUCUUCCUUUUUUCCACGCCCCAACCUGAUGGAAUGCAAUUAGCUACACUAAGCUACAGUGGCCUGGAGUCAGAAACCCUUCCUUCUGCUGGGUAGGUUCAUCUUGUCUUUUGUGUACUGGCAGGACAGAAAACUCAUGUGAAGUGAUCUUUUGUGUAGUUUAGUUAGCACUCUUAUUUUCUGUUACAAGUUGAUGUGUUUGUUACGUUUAAAGAGUUAAUGUUGUCUAUUUUUCGUACCAGCCUGCUUUCUGCUCUCGUCUAAACAGAUGUUUCUAUUCAUGAAUACUCGUGUGCGUGUGUGUGUGUGUGAAUGAGUGGAUGUGUGUUUAUAUUUAGUUUUUUUUUAAGUUUGCUCUCCUUUUUUUGGUCCCUAAAAUUGAAUUUGUAUUGACCAACCCUUCUUUUGACAUUUUUAACUAAUUAGGUUUGUACUUUUCUCACCAAUGUAUACUUUACAUUAGUAGCCUAUGUAAAGUAUUUUUGUGCACUUGAUUUCAUUGGUUAAUAUUGGCGUUGAUGUGGGUGCUAGGAGUAGUUUGUUUCAGUCCAUACCAAUUUUUUUCCCUCCUCUUUAGAGUUUUUAUCGUUUUAUGUAAGCAGUUAAUGUAAAUAUUGUGAGCAUUACAGGUCAUGCAGUGUUGUAACAUUUUUAAAAAUGUUGCACCUACUUUACAAUUAAAAAGCUGGUCACUCAUACUUGAAUUUUGCCCAUAGAGCCAUUUCUUUCUCUUUGCAUUAAUGCCUAAAUUUCUUCUUUUAAAAAAAAUAAUCAAGGCCCAGCCCUUCUUUGAAGCUUUUUGUUGUUGUUGUUAUUGUUGUUUAACAAAUCUAUAUUUUUCUAACAGAAGAUUUUAGCAUUUACAUUUUUGCCAUCUUUCUAACUUAUGGUGAGAUACUCCUAUAUUUAGAGAGUGAGAAAAUAUCCUCAUUUUAGAAAGUGGAAUAACUGAAUUCUGUAACUCAGCACAAUGACAGAAAUCACAAAUGAGAACAGUUAAGUUGGGCUCCAUAAGAUGAAGUAGCCUCACAUUAGAUCAAUUAGUGGGUGUUUGUGUGGUGUUGUGAGGAUAUAAAAUGCAAACUAUCCUCAUGUGUCUAUUUAUUUAUUUAUUCUUGGUGGGUUAUGAUAAAAUUAUAUAAAAGUCAAAGGAAUUUUUCUUUUCUCUAUCAUGGAGCUUUACAAACACAAUUUCUAUUUAUGAAAAAGUUUUAAUACCUUUAACUAAUUAUUUAGACUGAAAAUGAUUGCUGGCACUAGCUCUGAAAAUAAUAUCCAAAGGGUUGAAAAUCACACAUCCCAUACAAGGUAUGGCCACUGUUUUAAGUUGGGGAUUUUGUUUUAUACUUUUUAUAUUUAAAUUUAUCAGUGCCAUUGUGCAGACAACUUGCUAAUAAUGCAAUAUUAUUGUGGACUCCCUCAAUUUAUUGGUAUAAAGUAUCAUGGUGAACUGAAUUAACUUUUAUUAGCUACAGUUUGUAUUUUGCUACAUAGGGUUUUUAAUAUGAAUAUUCC